Molecule: messenger RNA, 1817 nt
Organism: Rhinolophus ferrumequinum (greater horseshoe bat)
Lineage: Eukaryota; Metazoa; Chordata; Mammalia; Chiroptera; Rhinolophidae
Gene: CCDC27
Product: coiled-coil domain containing 27
Exons: 13
Coding region: 1-1806 (601 amino acids)
Source: RefSeq, a predicted model, not a curated record
AUGUUGGAUCUCAGGAGGCCACAGAAGCCGAAUCUGCUUCCCAGCUUAAUGGACAAGGGGCUGAUGGCCCUCCGGAGGGUGGCCAACCGGGACUGCCGAGCCCAAGAGCUGAAACAGUGCUCCCUCAGCAGUCCGGCUGAGGCUGUCAACCUGUACUACAGAAGGCUGAACGGCCUCGAGCAGGAGGCCGGCCUGGAGGACAGGAGUUUCGCGCAGGAAAUGGAGGAGCUGCGGAAAGUGUUUCUCAGGCGUCCUGGCUGCCCCCAGUUCUGCAGCCGGUCCACGUCCAUGUCGCAUUACGGUUCAGCCACGACCGUCUCUUUGCCCGAGGAGCUGUGCACAUGCUCUGAGGCCAGGAAGAUGACCGAGAACUCCCUUUGCAACCAGCAUGGCUUGGACACGCAGGUGGACGGGCGCCUCCUUUCCUUGAGUAAGAGCGCCUGCGAGUUCAAUUACUUGGGGGACAGGAGUGAGUCCCCGGUCUCCAGCAGCCCAGUCCUGGCAUGCAGCCACCUGAGAAAGCGGAUCCCUUGGUACAUGUUGGUCAUCCAUGAGAAGGUCCAGCGUCUCUCCGCGCUGGAGGACCAGGUGCAGAAGAAAGAUGAGGAGAUCCUGGCGCUCCAGGAGGAGAGGGAGGUCCUGAAGAAGGAGCUGAAAUACCUCCUCAGCAGCAAAGGUCAAGGGACACUCGUGUGCCCAGGCAUGAAGGAGCGGCCCCCUGAGUCGGCAUCCAAGCCGUUUGUGAAACUGAGCCUCCUGAAAGCCUUUUGCAGGGACAACGAGGAGCUGCAGCGCUGGAGGCAGAUGCAGGAGGAGUAUGCCAUGGUGGACAGAGACAGGGACCUGGAAGGAGACUUUGAAGAGGAGGACGGCCUGGAAGGGGAGCCCGAGUCGGAGGAGGGAGCCCAGGGUGGGGUGGGCAGGAAGGGAUCUUUGCAGGAGGCGGGGGCUAUGGAGCUGGAGGAGGACAUGGAGCUGGAGGAGGAAAUGGAACAGGAGGCUGAGGGGUACAAGCAUGGCAGCAGGAGAAGGACCUUCUCCCUGGACGAGCUGUUUGAGGAGGAGCUGAUGGCCCAGCUGGAGGAGUACGAGCGGGUGAUCCAGGAAGUCCAGUUCGGGCUGGAAGACACCAGGAGGGAAAACUCCCUUGCAACAGGAGCCAUCACGUCUUUACAACGACAAAUAGAUUUCCAAGAAUCCCAACUGCAAAAGAUGAACGCAGAAAACGAGCUGCUGCAGAAAGAGCUUCGAGAACGGAACCGUCAAUUACAGGCCAUGUCCGACAAGUUCUCCAAUCUCCGAGAAGAUAAGAAGCACCAAGAGGUGAUGGGGCUCAUCGAGAAGGACAACAUUGUCCUCCGACAGCAAGUGUGGGAGCUGGAGCAGGAACUCACCAAGCAGAAACACACCAUCUCGGAGUCCAAGGCCAAGAUCAACUACCUGCAAGCCCAGCUAAACCAGAGUGAGAAGCACCUGCAGGGACAGAAGCAGCUGGAGGGGGAGAUGCAGGGCAAGAUGGAGCUGGUCCAGUACUCUGAGCAGCAGGCCCGUGUGGCCCUGGAGAGCGCCCAGUCCAGGCUUGAAAGGCUAAGAAACAAGAUCAUCCAGGCCACCUUUAGCAUCUCCGGGAUCAAGCCCUCGGCCAUCGAGAUCUCUGAUAAUGACGUCCUGGAAGCCUUACAGAGGAUCAUCGCGGAGAGAACCGACUACUACAAUCAGCUGAAACAGAAGGGUGUCAAGGUGCCCCCCCUGCCGGAGCUCCUGUCCUCGCCCAGCAAAUCCAGGAAGCUGGCCCCCUCCAAAUAGGCCCAGCCAGC